This is a messenger RNA of Brachypodium distachyon (stiff brome), 981 nucleotides long. RefSeq names its product NAD(P)H-quinone oxidoreductase subunit S, chloroplastic. The transcript has a single exon. Gene Ontology annotation, biological process: photosynthetic electron transport chain. Lineage: Eukaryota; Viridiplantae; Streptophyta; Magnoliopsida; Poales; Poaceae. The record is from RefSeq and is a predicted model, not a curated record. Bases 31 to 759 code for a protein of 242 amino acids.
UCGAUCGAUCCCCACUCUCAUCUCCCUCCAAUGGCGCCCGCGCCCACCACCCCCUCCUUCCUCCGACCCCCGCCACUGCCCCACCACCGCGUGCGCCUCCCUCCCCCUCCCCCCUCCGCCUCCUUCCGCCUCGCCGAGAUCCUCGGCGGCCGCGGCCUCUGCAACGGUGAGGUCGGCAUCCGCAAGGAGCUCUCCUCCACCCCCACCACCCCGUCCACGCCCACGGCCGACUCCUCGCCAGGCGGCGCCGCGGCGGAGGCGGACCCGCCGGCGGUCGACCCGGACGCGUUCGAGAAGGAGAUGAUGGGCCUCACGGGCGGCUUCCCCGGCGGCGAGGUGGGCCUCAAGGACUUCGUCGCCAAAAACCCGCCGCCUCCCCCCAAGAGGACCCAGCCGGACGGGAUUGCCGGCUCCGCUGCCGUCGUGCCGGCGGAGCGGCCGAGGCGUCCGGAGCUGCCGCUGUUCCUCCCGGGCAUGAUUGUGCUCGUCAAGAACCCUCGCAACGCGUACCACAUGUACUGCGGGAUCGUGCAGCGCGUCACCGACGGGAAGGUCGGGGUGCUGUUCGAGGGAGGGAACUGGGACAGGCUCAUCACCUUUGGUGUCGACGAGCUCGAGGGCAGGGAGAAGGGCCCACCCAUGGUGAACCCCAAGUCCGUGGUGCUCGAGGCGCUCGUCGCGGAUCUGGCGGAUGACACUGAGGCGGAGGAGACUGAGAAGAAGGAAGAGGAAGCUGGGGCGGCCGCUGCCAAGGCUUGACGUGCCGUGCUUCUUGUUUCUGCGUUCCUGACUUCCUGUAUGUAUGUGUACAUGUACAUCUAUAUGUUUGGGGCUAAGUGAAUAUCAACGUUCUAAAUUGCUAUGAUGUAUAGCUGGAGCGUUAGUCUGAAAAGAUGGAACAAAGGGUUUGGAGAUAAUUAAAUGUAGUUAUCCAGUGAAACUGCCAUAUGUUUGAUCAAAUUUGGCUGAUUAGAUGCUUUA